GGAAUUUGCAUGUUUUGGGGCUGAGCUCAUGGCACAUGAGAAAGGCUGCGUGCCUCCCCUCCCUCUGCAAGAUCAUGGACCACACACAUAUGUAUGCACGUGCUUGCACACAUACAGGCUGCCUGCGUGCUUUUAUUCACCCCCUUCUCAGUAUCCCCCCCCAAAUCCUUUCUGAAUGCCCAGUCCCUGCAUGUCCUCUCUUCCUUUCUGUCCUGCACAAAGAUCCCCAGUGCAGAGGUUCUCUUUCCGGAGGUACUGUGUGUGUUUUCCUGACUGCUCAGGCUCCAUCCUCAUCCCACUGCAGAAAUGGCCCUAUGCUCUCUGGAUGGUGCUGGUGAAGAAUGGUGCAGAAAAAUCACUGGUACUUAUCUAGGGGGAGAGAUGCUUGCUCUGGAUUUUACUGCUUUGUUUUCCUGCUAAUUAUAUGUAUUUAAUUCAGUUUUGGCUUUCAUCAAAGAGAAACCAGAGUUUGGCAUCAUUAACAAUGUGUAGUGUUACCCUCUGCGUGCCUUCACGUUUGAAGCCAUACUGUAGAAACCAUGGUAUUUACUUUCUGCUUUUGUUUUUAUGUUCUACAAAAGACUAACCUGUAGAUACAAGUUGCACCUUGGUCCUAUCAGGUGCUUUGCUGCUUAGGUUAAUGUUCUUCUCUUUUAAAAAGCUACACUAACUAUAGAUGGAGGGGAAAAACUAGCUUAGAUAUGAGGGUGGCAUUUAAAAAUGAGAGCAGAUACAGAUGACUCCAAUUAGCUUACCCUACCAGUGACUCAUAUUUUAUCUUUGCUCGCUAACCCUGUCCCUGCAAAUACUGCAGAUGCCAAGUUUUCUCAUUUUCCCCAAAGCAAUAGGAAAUGUGCCUUCACCAACGGACAGAUUCUCAGUACAAAGCUUGGUGUUAGCACUAGCUUUGGUAACUCAGCACUUUUCUGACAGAUUUUGCAUCUGGUUUUGUGUGUGUUCCUGCAGGCUCUGGGAGGCACCGUGCCAGAGGAGUUUUCCUGUUGCUGGGUGAGCAGCUUCUCUUUCAGGCAUGAGGUUGAAGGAGGGUGGUGUGCUGUUGCUAAACCUAUCAAAGGCCCGUUUGUUCUCCAGGAAAUCCACCUUCAAGACAGAGCUUCAAUUGAGCAGGAAUGUGUCCUUUCUCUGUCUCAUUCCAUGAAAUGAAUGCCCAGCAACAGCUAAAGCAGCCUGAAAACCUUGUUUGGGCUGCCCAUAUUAAUAAACUUUUUUUGAAAGUAGUGCCCUAUGUAAUAGGAGAUUCAGAAGACUGUGUUAUAGCAUUUUGGAGUACAGGUAAUGUUUAACCAAUGUCUAGUUUGAAUUAUCUGCAAAAUCUAUCAGAAGGAAAUGUUGGCUCUCUUAAUAGGCUGUUUGCAUUUAUAGGGUUGAGCUGCUGAGAAGAGACUUGCUCCUGAGCAGUACCAUGCUACCAAAGACUGCCAUGCUGUCCUUAAAUUUAGCAGUGACUUAUAAAUAUCCUGCAAUUCAGCAGCCUUCUCGAGAAGGGAAAAAGCAGAUUUGCUCUGAUAGGCAAACGUGCAAUACCGAGAUGACCUCCCUGACGGACGGCUCUCCUGUCAGCGCCUUGGAACAGGAGGCUCUGGUUAAACCAAAGCCACUGUUGUUGAAGCUGUUGAAGUUAGCUGGUGCAGAAAAAGACACUUUUACUAUGAAGGAGGUAAUAUUCUAUCUUGGACAAUAUAUUAUGUCUAAACAGUUAUACGAUGAAAAAGAGCAGCAUAUUGUGCACUGUGCAAAUGAUCUUCUUGGGGAUUUAUUUGGAGUGACGAGCUUUUCAGUAAAAGAGCACAGGAGAAUAUAUUCCAUGAUUUCCAGAAAUCUGAUAGCAAUCAAUCAACAAGACUCUACACUGGCUGUUCCACCUGAGGACGAUGCCAGAUUUCGGCUUGAAAAAGAAACUGUUCUAAAGGAGUCCAUGCAAGAGUUAGAAGAGAAGCAGACUUCAUCGAAUGCAACUUCGCAGCCAACAACAUCUUCUAGGAGGAGAACACACAGUGAAUCUGAAGAAAAUUCUUCAGAUGAUCUGCAUAGUGACAGAAGAAAACGUCAUAAGUCAGACAGCAUCUCGUUGACCUUUGAUGAAAGUCUCUCAUGGUGUGUAGUCAGCGGGCUGUGCCGGGACAGAAGCAACAGCAGUGAUUCCACAGACUCUGUUUCCAUUCCUGAUCUUGAUGCCAGUUCGCUAAGUGAAAACUCUGAUUGGUUUGACCACGGUUCUGUUUCAGACCAGUUUAGUGUAGAGUUUGAAGUUGAAUCUAUUUAUUCAGAAGACUAUAGCCAUAAUGAAGAAGGACAGGAGCUCACAGAUGAAGAUGAUGAGGUGUAUCAGCUGACUAUUUAUCAAGAUGAAGAUAGUGAUUCUGAUUCAUUCAAUGAAGAUCCAGAGAUUUCUCUAGCUGACUACUGGAAGUGCCCUGAAUGCAGUGAAAUGAAUCCUCCGCUUCCACGCCAUUGCCACAGAUGUUGGGCCCUCCGUGAGGACUGGCUUCCUGAUGCAAAGAGCGAUAAACUGGUGAAGAGCAAAUCAGAAGGCUCUUUCCACCUGGAAUCUGACGAAGGUUUUGAUGUUCCUGACUGUAAGAAAGUGAAAACGGAUGAAGAUAAAGAACCAGCUGUGGAGGAGAAUGAAGAUAAAGCAGUACAGAUAUCUGAGUCCCAGGAAAGUGAAGAUUAUUCUCAGCCAUCUACAUCUAGCAGCGCGUUUUGCAGCAGCCAGGAGGACUUCAAGGAACCUGAGAAGAAAGAAAUGAAAGACAAAGAGGAAGGUACGGAGACCAGUCUGCCUGUUAGCAGCAUAGAGCCCUGUGUCAUAUGCCAAAGCAGGCCAAAAAAUGGCUGCAUAGUACAUGGCAAAACAGGACAUCUCAUGUCGUGUUUUACGUGUGCAAGAAAACUGAAGAAGAGGAACAAGCCCUGCCCAGUGUGCAGGCAGCCCAUCCAAAUGAUUGUACUAACUUAUUUUGGCUAAGGUGAUGGAAAGCAACAAAAGGAGCUCAUAAACUGGUACAGCAAAUAAGAGAGUAAGAAAUUAUUUUUAUAUGCUUAUUGCAGAUGACUAUUUUGGGUGUCUUUAUGUUUGUUAUGAAAAGUCAUUGCUGAAGUAAAUGCACUGGAGUUGUAAAGUUUAGCCUGAUAUUUGCUAGUUAAUUUAACCUUGAACAUUUUAUAUCCCUCUCAGUAGAAGUAACCAAUUCCUGUUGGUCAGUGUUUGACUUUCCAGGUGUUUUACUGUGCAUAAAAGUCAGUAACGUUUCAAUUAUGAUAUUGACUACAAAUAUUGCAAGCCCCUGUUCAGCGAUGAUCAGAAGAGGGACGUUUUGAAGAGUUCAUUUAAAAUCAGUUAAGAAGAAAGAAGAUUACAUUCCACAAUCUGUUGCCUAGCGAAAGCACCAGGCAGAAUCAGAACCAUCUGAGUAAGUCAAUAAAAGAACAAAAUAGAGCCUUGUUUCCCCUCACUCCCGAAAAAUUAAAUCGCUUUGAGAAGGAGAUUUUUUGGAUGCUUGUUGGGAAACCAGGGAAGCUGUGGUAGAAAGUAACAUUCAAGGUUUUGGGAAUUGAAGAGGGUACGGUGUGUUUUGUUUCUGUAGUGUACUUUGUGAACUUCAGGGCUGUCUGAGUGCUCUGUGAGAAGUCACUGAGAGUUACAGUCUUACGGUUACCUCUUAAAUGUCCUGAGAAAGAGACUUUGGACACAUGGUGUGGAUGUGGUGGUCUGUACUGUCCUCGUCAUUUUAGCAAAGUGUGCAAGAUGUGAACAGGAAAGAAAAAGUGAGGAACUUAGCUAAAAAGUAAGGCAAAGCACCAACAAUAGGGGAUGUUUAUAGCUUGGUUUUUUUUUUUUCCUGCACUUGAUUAAAAAUAGUAAGAAAAAAAGUCCACCUCCACCUGCAGAGAGAGAGAAAGCUCUGUCAUUCUACUUUGCUCAGAUUGUUAAGUUCAGCAGCCUUUCUAACUUUUGCCAUUGUCUUUUUUUGUGUAUCACAAGAAUUUUGAAAACCUGCUGCAAAGUUUUUGGCCAGAUAAGAGUUUGUCUCAGUUGGAUCCGUCCUUCUUUUAGCUCUUGUGCCCUCAGUGUACUUCCACAAAACCCUCGUGAAAUUUAUCAGUUUCUUUAUGAAGAAGUCUGCUAAUUGACUUUGGUCUGUGAUGCAUUCAAAGGAGAUAACAUGAGUGCAUCUCUGUAAGCUGAAGUGUCUAAAAAUGUAGUUAGAUUUCUCAUCUGAUCUGAUCUUCAGAUGCAGAAUUCCUGCACAAGUGGCUUCUGUCUCUUCCUGUGGAUGACCCUAAGAGGAUUUGGGUGUUCUCAGCUUGUUAAUCUGACAGGUAGUUAAAGUUCAGCUGUCCUGCAGGGGCCUACAAAUACUCUUGGAGUCAGGAGAGCUCCAAGAAUGGAGAUGAGAUCUAAAUGCAGAAGUUGUGCUGUGUUUUACCAUCUCACAACCUUCAGAGAAGUGGCUUCCUUACCUUCGUGGUGCCAGUCCAAAACUGCCUCUGUGCACAAAGGCCUGUGGUGUUAAAAUUUCUUCCACAUCAAAAACCUGAAAUAUUUAUUCCACUAUAAGUGCCUGGAAACCAGGACUGGAAGCACCAGGAAUACAGGGAAGUGCCUGCUAAUUUUCCUAGUUACUUCCUUGUGGGAAAUAAAAAGUGUACAGCAGAAACUUGGUAAACACGUGUGACUGCAAAGAAAUUCCCAAAUUACCUGAGUCAGUGAUGUUUGUGCAGUUGAGCUGACUGCUGAAAGCUACUGCUAAAGGAUAGCGGUAGCUCUGAAGCUUCACCGUUGUUCCUUUUAACUAAACAAAACAGAGAACUCAGUUGUGUGUUUCUUCAAAGAAAGAAUUGCUUUACGUGCAGAUCCUGACUCCAUUCAUACUGCUUCCUCUUCAUUUCUCUGCAUUUGUAUUUGCUAAAUUGAAGCACAGUGAAGCUUACAGAGACUGUUCAGUGCUGCUGCAGGUCAGAACUGAUCAGCAGUCCGAUUGGUCUGCAGUGUGCAGCUGGCAGAGAAUUCCCAGCUUGUGUAGUUGGGAGAAGCACUGAUGAAAUGGGGAGUGCGCUUGAGAGACACUGCAGUGGACGAAUAGUUCAUGUCUUUUUCAGUUGGAUACCUUCUCUGCAGUCACUGUGAUUGCUGUAGAACCCCAGCUGUGGGAAGCAGCUGCCACUAACCCAGUUCCUGCUGGGACAAAUUGUGCUGUUCUGCUCUGGGCAUUCUCUUCCAGCUCCCUUGUGUGAUCUCCAUAUUGGAGAAAAAAAAAAAAAAAAGAAAUCAGCUCUUAAUAAUGCCUGAGUAGUCACAGCAAUGAUGUUGGUGUUUGCAAGCACUCAGCUUUGGGAUUUUCCUUCAGAAACAGUUCCGUCUCAUCUCCUAUUAAACCUGCGUUGGCAGAAGGUAAAAUGGGAGCAUACAGCACAGCUGACUUCUCCAUUUGUGAUCUAAAGUUUUACUUCUUUAGCACAUAUUCUUUUGUGGAGAGCAGCCCUGGAAACACUCGCUGCUCCACACAGUGCUAAGGAGAUUCAGGUGAUUCAGGUGAUUCAGGGGCCUGCGUCCUUGGCCAUAUUGCUCUCUCAGAGUAAAUUUUUAUUUUGAAUUCUGUUUUCUGGCUUAAUGUUAUUUUUAACAGCCAGGAAGGUUUGCUGUUUGUUUGUUCUUGUCUUUUCCUUUCUUUUUUAAAAGCGUGCCUUACAAAUAAGGGAGCAGAGUGGUGGGGUAUUGGCAUCUGUCUCAUUUCCCACUGGAGCAGCUGCUGGGGACGCGCACAGUGCAGGGCAGACCAAGACCCAACUGAGAGCAACGUUGGUCACCCUGCGCUGCGCUGACCGUAAGCUGUUGGCUGCUCUCCUCUUUGUGGCAGACUUUUGCCCUUCCUUGUGUAAGGGUGCAAAAGUUGGCAACGUUGUAGCAUGAAAGUGGACUCCUGUUCUUACUUGGUGAGGUCUUUGAGAUUAUUGAGUUAUUUAAUAUUGUACGCAUUUUAAUCAUUAAUUUAUUGCAGUUUGUAAAUAUUCUUGUGCUUAUAGUUAGUGUUGUGAGCUUUAAUUUAUUGGAUUGGUCUGUUGGUACCUGUACAGAUAAACACAUGUGCUUGCUAAGUCACAGCUACAAGAAGGACAUUUAAGGAAUUGUAGCAUUAAAACAGAGAUGCAGACUACAUUCAGGUGGAGAGAUGGAAGACAUAUGCCUUUGUUUUCAUUUUUCCUUCCCUUAAAAUCGUCUUGGUGUUGAAACUGUAAAAUGCUUACUGAAUAGAGAUGAAAGCUAAUGCGACAUGAACACGGGGAAACUGCUUGGGUGGUGGUUUCUGUAGGAAUGCUUCUGUCUCCCACUGCAGCCACACACAGCUCUGUUAACAUCGGAGGGCAGGUCUGCAAGGUGGCCAGAACUGAUCAGUGGGAGGCGUCGUAUUGAAUAUCUGUGUUAGGAGUGAUUGCCCUCACCCUUGGGAAGGUGACCAAGAGAGAUGGGGGAACCAACAGAAUAGAGAAGGGCCCAGUUCCAGUCACUGUCUCUGAGCUUCAAGUAAGCAGUAAUUGGGUACAACUGCUGCAAGAACUCACCGUUGUUUGUUGUGUUGUGUUUUUUUUUUUUUUUUUAAGUGCAAGAAAAUCACACUUGGAUUAAAGGCUUCAUUCCCUUUAACCAAGAAAGCUAAGUGUGGAGCGAAAUACUCGAAGCAGCUUCUAACAGAAGUGUGGGAAUGAAGCAGGUAACGGGGUUGCUGGUGGUAGCGAGUGUUUGUGCUGCAAAGGUUGGUUUUGUAGAGCAGCUCCUAUGGAGCACUGUCUGUUUGUGGCACUGAGCAGUGUGAUAUCUGCCACGCUGAGGCUCUGGCUGUAGCUUCAGUGAGGAGGCUGAUUUACAGAGGGUGAAGAUGCUACAAAGGGUAACUGGUGAGGUGUUGCAUUUAUUUCUAACAGCCUGGUACAUCUUUGUCACGGAGUUCCAAUUCCCAUGUGUUUGUUUAGAUGUCACUCUGAAAUUUCUGUAUGGAUGGAAGGACUUAAAGCUCUUUUUUUUCCCCUACAAGACAAACAUGAGGACAAAAAGAAAUUCCUCAUUCUUAAAGAAAGCACAAACAAGAAUAAUUUUCAGUAAACUGUGAUUAUACAGGAGGGAGAGUAGGAAAUUAUUAAAGCAUGAAUAAUGAAACAACAAAAUGAGGUGAAUAAAUAAAUGAGGAUUGGGUUGAAACAUUCUUUCUCAUCUUAACCAGAAGUUGUGUUGUGUUUACCCCAGGCAGAGGAGAUGCUUUGCUGUGCAACACAGCCUAAAGGGGAGGGCAGUUGAUGCUGUGCUAUGUGGCAGUAGAAAAGAGCUUUGAACACAUGCACUUGUAAUGACUUGCAGGGUGGCACAGCUCCUGCCUGCCUCCAGCUCUGCUCACUGCCUUUGUUACUCACAGUGCAGGCAGAGGUGCAUGGGGGCUCUUGGAAUAUUGAAGGGUUGCGUCUCGCAGUGUUGCUUCCAACUAACGUAUGCUUGCUUACCACAGGUGCACUGAAAAGGAGAACGUCUUUCUGUCGCAUAUAUUGUAUGUGUAGAAGUUGUUGUUGACACUUUAGGAAGUGUUGUCUCCUCUGUUUCACUAGAUGUUGCUUUCAGGGGGCAGUUCUUGUUCUUGAGCUAAAUUAGUGGCAGUCACCAUCCUGAUGCCAUAACACCUAAAAUAUCAAAUGGCAUUUCCCAAAGCGGAGUCUUACUUUGUUGUCUGACUCUGCAGAGCUGAAAUCAUUAUUAAAUAGACAGCUGAGUGUGAGAUUACAAACUAUGCAAUUUUGCCACUCCUGUAGGCUGCCCCCGUGACUUACUGGAUGUAUUUCUGUCGGUCAUUCAGUGAGAUACAGCUCUCUGCUCAUUGCACAGAGUAUAGUUACACUGACAAGAAGAAUUCCCAACAUGUACUACAUUUGUGUUUCAAGUUUUUCCUUUUCUGGUGAAACUGAACAUUUUAUCUGUUUAAAAGCUUUAAAUAAAGAUGUUUAUAUCCUCCUCA
Tympanuchus pallidicinctus (lesser prairie-chicken) is the source of this 8021-nucleotide messenger RNA. It is a transcript of the gene MDM2, whose product is annotated as MDM2 proto-oncogene. The record is from RefSeq and is a predicted model, not a curated record. Gene Ontology annotation, molecular function: ubiquitin protein ligase activity; identical protein binding. Gene Ontology annotation, biological process: regulation of cell cycle; negative regulation of apoptotic process. The coding region runs from base 1424 to 2989 and encodes 521 amino acids. The transcript has 11 exons. Gene Ontology annotation, cellular component: nucleus. NCBI's taxonomy places the organism in Eukaryota, Metazoa, Chordata, Aves, Galliformes, Phasianidae.